Mustela lutreola (European mink) is the source of this 2890-nucleotide messenger RNA. Its product is annotated as thiamine transporter 2-like. The transcript has 7 exons. NCBI's taxonomy places the organism in Eukaryota, Metazoa, Chordata, Mammalia, Carnivora, Mustelidae. Gene Ontology annotation, cellular component: plasma membrane. The record is from RefSeq and is a predicted model, not a curated record. Gene Ontology annotation, biological process: transmembrane transport; vitamin transport. Gene Ontology annotation, molecular function: thiamine transmembrane transporter activity.
UGCCCUGGGAGUCUUCUCUGAGUCUGUGGUUCUAGGACUUUGAGCCACUGAGCACAAAAUUCUGAAGAAAUUCUGAAUUAAGUUCCUUCGAUCUUGGCAGCCUGGGGAAGAUGUUGGCUUGCGUUUUUUCCCCCAGCCACCCAUAUUCUCAAAAAGAUCUGGAUCCAAACAUUAAGUCUCUGUUGGACUUUACAGGGGAAGUUGGCUUCAGGGGAUGUAUCCCUAGAUGUCUGGACUAUGCCCUGACAGUUUGGCAGGGAGGGAAGUGGCUCAGAGGACUGGGAGCCGGGCAGUCUCCAGCACUGGCAGUGGGAGAGGCAGAGAGCAGAACUCGUCCGGAAGGGAAUGAAAACAAGCAGAACUGGGAAAAGAUAGCUUGUUGAAUUUGUCAACCUUCUGUCUCCCUGACAAUGAAAGAAGGAAUGAAAAGAUCUGAUGUGGUAUUUGAUGGAGCUUCCAGGGGAUUUUGGUCCAUGCCAUCAACCUGCCCCACUGAAAAUAUUCCUGCAAGCUGCAUGACUCGGGGCGGGGGGGAGUUUACUUCACGGUUUUUACACCCCAGUGUUCUCAUCUAUAAAAUGGGGACAAGAGCAGUCUUAUUCCAUGGGAUUUUUGUGAGGAUUGAAUGAGCAAAGACGUGUAUAUCAAGUACCCAAGAGCACCCAGCACACAGUAAAGGCUUGAGAACAUCUUGUUCCACGGUGAGCAUUAUCUCUACCCUUCCUUCAAAGUGAAAUUACCAGCGGACUCAUGGAUUAUUACUGGCAACUUAACCGUCCAUGAAUUGUUGCCAGACAUCACCAAGCAAUUCCUGGGUUUUCCCCACAGUAAACCUCUGCUGCUUUGGAUUUUCUCAAUGAUGAAACCAUCAGAACCGUUUGUGGUACCUUAUUUAGCAGGACCAGAUAAAAAUAUAAGCCUCGGUGUGAUCACAAAUGAGAUCUUCCCAAUCUGGACAUACUCUUACCUGGUGCUGCUGCUCCCCGUGUUCAUCCUGACCGAUUACGUCCGCUACAAGCCAGUCAUCAUCCUGCAAGGAGUCAGCUUCAUCAUCACCUGGCUGUUUCUUGUAUUUGGCCAAGGAUUAAGAGCCAUGCAGGUGCUAGAGUUCUUCUAUGGGAUGGUCUCUGCCACCGAGGUGGCAUACUAUGCCUACAUUUACAGCGUGGUCAGCCCCGAGCACUACCAGAAAGUGAGCGGCUACUGCAGGAGCAUCACACUAGUGGCCUACACAGCAGCCUCGGUGCUGGCCCAGCUCCUCAUGUCCCUGGCCAGCCUCUGGUGCUUUUGCCUCAACAUCAUAUCUUUGGCCUCCGUCUCUAUGGCCUUUCUUUUCUCACUUCUCCUACCAAUGCCUAAGAAGAGCAUGUUUUUUCAUGCAAAACCCAGCACAGGGGCUUCUCCAAAACCAAGAGGAAGAGAUGCUUUCUUAGAGGAACCUCAAAAGGGUCACAAACUAGUCUGCCAAGAAACAUUCACCUUUUCAAGGAAUCUGGAUGAUGGUUCGUUAAGCACUCCAAAGCCGGAAAACGUAACUUUGAGGGGUUUUGUGCAGUGGUUCCAAGAUCUGAAGGAGUGCUACUCCUCAGAGCAACUUUUUUACUGGUCCCUGUGGUGAGCCUUCUCCACAGCAGGUUUCAAUCAGGUUUUGAACUAUGUUCAAAUCCUGUGGGAUUACAAGGCACCGUCCCAGAAUUCUACAAUCUAUAAUGGAGCAGUAGAAGCCCUUGCAACCUUUGGAGAAGCUCUGGCAGCCUUCACAGCAGGCUGUGUGAAAGUCAACUGGGAUCUCCUGGGAGAGAUGGCCCUGGCAAUGUUCUCAGCAGUGGAUGCCGGUUCUCUACUUUUCAUGCAUUACACAAAUAAUAUUUGGGUGUGCUAUGCUGGUUUUGUGAUAUUCAAGUCAAGUUACAUGCUUCUCAUAACGAUAGCAUUUCAGGUUGCUGUUAAUCUCAGUGUGGAACGCUAUGCCCUGGUGUUCGGAAUCAACACCUUCAUUGCCCCGGUGAUCCAGACUGUCAUGACUGUAGCUGUGGUUGACAAGCAGGGACUGGGGCUUCCGGUCAGCAUCCAGUUUUUAAUUUAUGGGAGUUAUUUUUCUAUUAUUACUGGAAUUUUCCUGAUGAGAAGCAUUUACAUAAUCUGUUCAGCCAAAUGCGGAAAGGAAGAAUGUAGGUCUACUGCUACUGGUCAGAAUCCAAGUGAACUGGAGAACUCAAUGUCUGGUAUGAACACAGUAACACAGUUUUAGCCUGGUCCCUCCUACCAUGGACUCCAAGGGUGGACAGCUCUGAAAAUAUAUGGUACUAUACUACGUGACAUUUUAAUUUUUUAUCCUAGAUUAAGAUAUCAUAAAAGACAGGAUUAUCAUCAACCUUAUCAACACCACAUCAAAAUCUCUGCUAUAGGCUGGUGAACUGGAUACAACCAAAAACUAUAGUCAACCAAGUUGAAACCAGCCAUCUUUAUGGCCUUGGUGAGCAACUAGGACCCUAAAUACGGUUUUAAUACUUUAGAGUCCACCCCAAAAGAACCUGGAAAUCAGACAAAUGGGACCAUCCAAGAACAGAAACAUGAAAUAUCACAGAGUGAAUGAUAUAUACUGGUUUUUGUGCCCAACUUCAUAAAUGUGUAAUUUGUUUUGGUUUGAAUAGUAGAUAAAAAAAGUUUCUCAUGCAGGCCUGAUGCAUAGUAAAUGAUCAACAUGUAAUAACCAUUAUGAUUAUACUCAUACUAUAUACUAUGAAAAAAGCUAGAAUGGGGGAAAUCAUUUAAUUCCUAUAAAAUUAGGCCAAAAAAAUAAGGAAAAGAAAUUUUUUUAAGAUUUUAUUUAUUUAUUUGACAGAGAUCACAAGUAGGCAGAAAGGCAGGCAGAUAGAGAGGAAGGGAA